This is a messenger RNA of Enterobius vermicularis (human pinworm), 1185 nucleotides long. The record is from the annotation of a GenBank genome assembly. Lineage: Eukaryota; Metazoa; Nematoda; Chromadorea; Rhabditida; Oxyuridae.
AUGAAUGAAAGCAAAAGACUUGAUUUUUGCCUAAUUGAUGUAUCUUCAUGUGAUACUGAGCUUCAGGUUGAUAACGAAUUACUUCGAUCUUCUGAGUGGAUAUCAGCAAGGCAUUGUCAGUAUCCUCAAACUAUUGUUAUGCAGUUAGCAAUGAAAUCAAAAUUGGAAAAGAUUCAAAUUUUGUGUCAUUCAGUCUACAUUCCUACUUUAAUUGACCUUUACGCUAUGGAAAACGAUGACAAUCCGAACGGGGAAUUCACACAUCUCGGAACUGUUCGCUUCAAAGAAGCACAUAACACGAAGGAAAAAACAGAACUAAAAACUAUUUUCACAGAUGUUGUUACAAAUUGCCUAAAAUUUAAGGUACAUGAAAAUUAUGUUGAUGAUGAAAGAAAUCCAUUUAACAAGGUAGGCUUAAAGUUGGUUGCAAUGUAUGGUAGCUAUAUAUACGCUAACGAUGCGGAAACAGAGGUAUCUCAAGAUGAUUUGAGCUCAGUCAGUAGAAGCACUUCGCCGAGGCUUACUUCAGCAAAGGAAAAGCCACUGAACGUAAAAUUGAGAAGAAGAAGCUUAGUUAGGCAGUCUAGCGCGAUAGGCGAGCUGGAUGACAAAAUGGCGAUGCUAGAAGAGCAACGCCACGCUGCAUUACAAAGGGGUAAUAUUGCUGAGGCAAACAAAGCUGAACAACUGAUAGGAAAGAUAACAAUCAUAAAAAAAGGAAUUGAGAGAAUGGAUGAUGGAAAAAUAACAGCUAUAGAGAAUGACGAUUUAGAAACAGCUGCUAAAUUGAAGGCACAAAUCAAGAACGUUUAUUCAAAAUGGAAAGCCGAAACUGACUUAUCGCUAAGCACAGAAAAAAAUGACGAUGAUUUCGCAAAAUCAUAUUCGCCAAAACAAGAUUUUCAACUGUUUAGCCACUCUCCUAAGACUGUUGGCUCGCCUGCUGGACGACGAAAAUUAUCAUCGUCAUCAAAAAAUAACAAGUUUCUUGAGAAAGAAAAUACAUAUGUUGCUGCAGCGUUGAUGGGUAAGAGACUUGUGUAUUCACCAGUUCGGAAAGCGAGAAAUGCCGAUCAAGGAGGAAUUGGUGAAGAAGAACUGCUGAAUGCCAUCAAUCCAUCGGAUCGAGCGUUUGCCUCUAAAGCAAUAACCUUAUAUGGAGUAGAAACCGUUAGUAGUUGUUAA